Daphnia pulex (common water flea) is the source of this 2048-nucleotide messenger RNA. Its product is annotated as chymotrypsinogen A-like. Gene Ontology annotation, molecular function: serine-type endopeptidase activity. The transcript is spliced from 12 exons. Gene Ontology annotation, biological process: proteolysis. NCBI's taxonomy places the organism in Eukaryota, Metazoa, Arthropoda, Branchiopoda, Diplostraca, Daphniidae. The coding region runs from base 687 to 1844 and encodes 385 amino acids. The record is from RefSeq and is a predicted model, not a curated record.
UCAAGUUGAACCAGGAAAUUACCCAGCCAGAACUUGCUUGGUUGCUUCAAACUCAAGACUAUUAGGACGAGUGAAUUCUAUAUUGAGACAAGAGAGGGAAUAGUAACAGCAAUUUGCACCAGUGCAGGGUCACAUCUAGCCCACACCGUGCGAUUCAGCUGAGCUGCAACUGCCAAGCAAUGAUGAUGAGAACGCACAAUUGCAAGAUUCUACACGUGUCAUAACGGAAAACCGAUCACCUGAAUACGAACAAAAGUUUCAACAGGUCCAGCACACAGUUAGAGAAAAUUAAAAUGAGUUGAUUUAUAUUGCGUGUUCACUUAAUUCCAGUCAUCCAGAAGGCCAUCAGCUUGAUUUGCAUUCCGCUCACGGUGAAGGUCGAUAGCAGAGAACCGAUGACUUGUUGACGAUCCUAUAGAAGGACCGACUAGAAAACUCAUCGCCUUAAAUGUUCGCAAGAAAUGAGAAAAUUUCCAAAUAUACUUUAUUUCACCCUCUUCACUUUAAUAAAAAAAAAGGGCGUUGGCACAGUAAAUUCAUCGCAGUUUAUGCAGAUGUGGAUAAGCAGGGCGGAUCUUCAUUAGCGUCCUCGAAUCCGCAAUAAAAAGGAAGCCUUGCUGGAGAGGUAAUCAGACGUCUCGUCGAAGCUGAAACAACACAACCAGCAUCUGCAAGAAUCGAGGAGAAUGAUGGGCGACCGAAAAGAUUUUCCAAUCAUCUUCACCUUUGCGGUGGCGACUCUGCUGAGCUGCUGCCAGGCCUCUAGUUCCUCCCUACCCCGUGUCACUCGGACAAGUGAUGCCGUCAUUAUCGACUUUCCUGACGUCCAAAUGGUUUAUCCUGGACCCGUUCCGCUGCCCACAUUCAAUCCUUAUUCGACGAUUUACCAGCAACAACCAAUGUUUUACAACGGAUGGCCCACUUUAAACGGACUCCCUAGUCUUACUGCUGGUUACAGUAUGCGUCAGGGAGUACAACCAACUACCACGACAACAACAACAACGCCAGCACCAGCACCAGCACCAGCACCAGCGAUCAAAUGCGGUCGUGGACCGACCAGAUUUCCCGAACAUCAUCCGCACCGGUCAUUGAUUAACGAAAGGAAUCGUGACGAAACCAACGCCAAAAAGAAUUCCUGGCCUUUCAUGGUGUUCGUGUUACCUCUCAUUUUUGGCGUGCCAUGUAGCGGAGUUUUGAUUAGUGACACCAAAGUUUUGCUGGCGGCUCAGUGUCUGGAACGAAUGCCUCUUAUUUACUGGUCUACCAUAGUUGUUUUAACUGGAGUCCAUUCGGUUUCUCCAACCGACGCCCAAAUGUCGAGAAGAGUCACUCGAGCUGUAAUUCACGCCAGAUACAAUGCUGGCAACUAUGCCAAUGAUAUCGCAAUCCUGACACUGGACAUGCCCGUGAUUUUUUCCAAGACUGUUGUGCCGGUUUGUUUGCCGCCGGCCAGUACCGACCCUGACCAAUACGCCGACCAACAUGCUGUUACUUUGGGAUGGGGAACAACUGAACUAGGUUACCCAAGCGCCACCCUUGGGGGAAUGAUCCGAGAAGGAAGUAGCGUGACCGCCCUUCAACAAGCCACGGUUCACAUGCUGUCCAACUCAUUGUGCAGGGAAGAAGAUUACUUUGGAAAAUACAUUUCGGACUUGAAUAUCUGCGUCAAAUCUGAAGAACAACAACCAUGCGUAAGUGACGUCGGCAGUCCAUUAGUCGUCCAAUCGUCGCCAGGGACUUGGACCGUAAUUGGAAUCCACAGCUACGGGCAGGGUUGCGGCGUUAGUGGCCUCAAAACCAGAGUGUCGGCGUUCAGAACAUGGAUUGACCAAUACAUCAAUUAAAAAAUGAACCACAAGGAUAUCACGACGACGACCAACAUGAAACGUCACGAUUAUGAAAUUCGAACUCUUGAAUUUUAGUUCUUAUGUUUUUUUUAUUCAGGGUCAACUGACAAAUAUUAGUUACUUCAAGCCAUGCGUUAUUUAAUGUACCAAUGCGUACCGCUUGAAAAAAAUUUUGAAUAAAUAUUAGCCCAAGCAAGCAAA